CCAUGUGGGCGUAGUGCGGCGUACCAGCGAAAGAUAUAAAGCUGGGGACCACUGGCCAAAGCUUCUCAUUGAUCAUCUUCAACCAUGUGGCUGCGUAUAACGAUUGCUCUACUACUGGCCUGCGUGGCUGGAGCCCUGGCCCAAAGCGACGGAAGGUAUCGGCCUCCUCCAGCUGCGGUGCGGGCGACUGCUGGCGACGGACGCUAUAAAGGUGGUAACGACGGACGCUAUACGGGUGCCAACGACGGACGCUAUCGCGGAGGAAACGACGGACGCUACUCCGGCGCCAGCGAUGGCCGCUAUGUACACGUGGACAACAAGUAUGAGCAUGACGAUCGAGCCGGCGGUGCUUAUACCGGAGACCGUAACCGCUAUGUGGGCGACAAGAAUACUGGCGGCGGAGCAGGCCGUGCUGGGGCAGGAGCAGGAGCAGGGUCAGGGUCAGGGGCUCGACCAGGCGGCGGGGCAGCUGGUGCGGCAGGCGCAGGAGCCACCAAAAAACCCCAGCCGCGACCCACCAUACCUCCACCGCCAGCCGUCGUCGAUGUGACCGCCAAUUUGCCCAAGGGACGGGGCACAGGCGAAGGCGGCAAUGGUUGGGCCAUCAUCCGACUGGAAGAUGAUGUCGAGCAAGAUGGCUACCACUAUCUCUAUGAGACGGAGAACGGCAUUCUGGCCGAGGAGAGCGGACGCAUCGAGAAGCUGGCCGAGGAUGAUGGCCUGCGCUCGAAGGGCUUCUACGAGUACACUGGCGACGAUGGCAUACUCUACCGCGUGGACUAUACGGCCGACGACAAUGGUUUUGUGCCCAGUGCUGCUCACCUCCCAACGCCACCACCCCCGCCGCCCUAUGUGGCCAAGCUGUUGGCCUACCUGGAGGAGAAUGCCAAGAAGAAGAAAUAGAUAUUGAAUCGAAAGUGUGAAAUGAAAUCUAAGAUUUGAUAAUAAACCGAUGUGCCAUUAGAA
Molecule: messenger RNA, 966 nt
Organism: Drosophila persimilis
Lineage: Eukaryota; Metazoa; Arthropoda; Insecta; Diptera; Drosophilidae
Gene: Cpr49Ab
Product: larval cuticle protein LCP-30
Exons: 3
Coding region: 85-903 (272 amino acids)
Cellular component (GO): chitin-based extracellular matrix
Molecular function (GO): structural constituent of chitin-based larval cuticle
Source: RefSeq, a predicted model, not a curated record